UAAAAGUGGAGUUGCUGUGGAAAUUAAAAUGCUUACUGCUGCUCGGGUUUAAUUCCGAACGUGCUGACUGGACGUUUUCUUCCUUCUCAGCGCUGCAGUCACCUCCUGCGAUUCAAGUUAAAAACUGCAUGGAGGACGGCGUGCCGGCGCUGACUCUGACGUGCAGUGUAGACGGCGUGUACUCGCAGAGAGAAGCGACAAUCCAGUGGCUUCACGGGGACAGUGUACUGAAGGAGGAAGAAUUUGGAGAUUUCGCUGUCACAUCAGAAUACAGGAUGUCCCCACAGAACACAGAAGAUGACAUUGUCUGCAGAGUGACAGUACAUGUUGGCGACGACGACCCGAAAAUAAUAACCAAAUCAAGCAGCAUUUCACCAAGUGAUCUGUGUAAAUAUGAGGUGAUCAUACCGAGCGAGACAAUUGCCGAAGUGGGGACCCUCACUAUGAUCGAGUGCCGGAGCACAGGGUGCGACUCUCCAGAGUAUUGGUGGUCCACAGUAGAAGACAUUCCCACGCCGGGGUCAUCUGAAAAUAACCGAAUCAACAUUAUCCCCAAAGUGGAGCACGAUGGCUACCUUUACGUGUGCAAUGUGAAGUGCGGACGCGAAACAAAACAAAAACGGACGAAACUGACGGUGUUCGCUCUCCCUUCACCGCCUGUAAUUCAAGCUAAAAACGGCACGGAGGACGGCUCGGCGGCGGUGACUCUCACGUGCAGCGCGGACGGCGUGUACUCAAAGAGAGGAGCGACAAUCCAGUGGCUGCACGGGGACAGUCUACUGAAGGAAUUUCACGAUUCUGCAGUGACAUCGGAAUACACGUCGGAAUACAGGGUGUCCCCAAAGAAUGGAGAGGGUUACAUCGUCUGCAAAGUGACAAUACUUGUUGGCGACCAUGACAACGACCAGCAAAUAAUAACUAAAUCAAGCAGCAUAUCACUAAGUGACCUGUAUGCUCCGUCGCAGGUUCGCAUCUCAGUGUUUCCAGACAGCACCGUGAGAGAAGGCGAUAUGGUGAACCUCAGCUGUGCUGCCGACAGCAGAUGGCCACCUCAGAUACGAUGGAGCCGAAGACUCGCCAACGGGCAGUUUGAAAAAGUCUCCGAUGACGCCGUGUUGCUGAUCGAUGAGGCGCUGCAGACUCACGGCGGGACGUACCAGUGCGAAGCUUUCAGCGUGUACGGGAGCAGCUCGGCUAACGUCAGCGUCACAGUUGAAGCUGCCUCUUUCGAAGCUGAAACCCGGCCUGUGCAAGGCAGGACCACUGUGAUGCUGGGAAGCCCACUGGAUGUGAUUUGCUGUGCCGAUGGUUGCUCUUCUCCGCACUUUAACUGGACUAAAGAAAUGGACAACCCUUCAAACAGCAGUACUCUGGCUCUGGAGUCCCGGCUCUCAUUCCCAGGCGUCAGAGUUGAGGAUGGAGGUUCUUACCUCUGUGAGGUCAGGUGUGGAUCUGUGAGGAAAUCCAGUCGCAUUCAGAUCACGGUCUAUGCUUUUCCUCAGGAUCCUGUCAUUGAUUCUGUCGGCAUCUUCCGGGAAGGAGAAGAAGCUACGGUCACCUGCACCAUCCAAGAUGUGUACCCGGCCAGCAGUAUGGAGAUCCAAUGGCUGGAAGGAGAAACAAUUUUAGAGUCCCACACAGGAAGCGGUGCUGUGGUGCAGAACGUCACCUCCUGCUAUAAGUGGGCCCCCAAAGCCGAGGACAGAAAGAAGCAGGUGUCCUGCAGAGCCGUGCUGCACGUGGACGGGAUACCAGAGGAGCAAAGGAGCAGACUGGCUGUGGCGGACAUCGAUGUGUUCAUCCCGCCCAGGAACACGACUGUGCAGGUCCAUCCAUUAGCCGAGGUUCAAGAGGGAGAAGACGUCACCAUCUUCUGCCAAACGAUCAGCUACCCACCCUCAACAAUGACCUUAAAGAAAGUAGGGGACAGCGCCAGCUACUCUUCUAGUGACGGGAACUUCUCGCUUUACAACCUCACGCUAAAAGACUCGGGCCGCUAUGAGCUGAAUGUCACCAACGAGGCGGGUUACGAGGUUGAAGUUAUCGAGAUUACAGUUGAACGCAGAUGUGAACCCCUGCAGGCCCCUCCUUUUAUGGCAAAAAUCGUCGUACCCGCUCUGUGUUUGGCGACGCUGGCAUUGGUGGCGUUUUUCAUUUCGAAGCUGAAGAAGAAAUUACGCACCAAGGGGACGUAUGAAGUCACCGAGCUGGUGGCCAUGGCAGUGUUUUGCGGUAAGGUAGUAAACGGGGGAUUUUAUUUUACUUCAGGUACAAAGAACUUUAUCUGUGAUAUGUCCCCGUGCUUUCUGUCGGUAUUUCCGUUCCUCUUUUGCUCUAUAAAGGGCGUUUCUUUGACCAGCCGGUCGCAGACGCACAAGCGCAGGCAGACGUGGAUUAUACGGCAACCGCUCCAGCUGCAGAGCCCGCAUUCUUCUCGGACUUUCGUGCUCUUCGCCGGCGGCUCCACUGGGCUCUCACGGUUACUCAAGAUGGCUUUAAAACUGACGUUCGCUCUCUGGAUGAUUUUACUGUGUGACGUAAUUGCAGGUGACGAUCAGGAGAUCAUCCCGAACAAAAUCGUCACCAGAGCGGGACGCUACACCGAGUUCGAGUGCCGCAGUCGCGACUGCAGCUCUCCGCUGUACGUCUGGUCCACCGUGAGCGACGACUCGCUGCCGGGAAAAGUGGAUGGCAACCGGGUGACCGUCACGCCGACGGUGGAGAACGACGGCUUCAUCUACGUGUGCACAGUGAAGUGCGGGGCCACCAUCAGACAGGGCAGCACACGGCUGGUGGUCUUCGCUCUCCCUGAGCAGCCCGAGAUUAAAGUCGAGGGUCCUCUUGCAGUGGGUCAAGAAGUGAAGCUCACCUGUGAAGUGGCCGACGUGUACGGCCCCGACGCCAUCACAAUCCAAUGGCUGGAAGGAGAGCGUGUCGUGAAGGAGGACGAGGAGCCCCUCGAUGGGGAGGUGCGCACCGUGAGGUCCUCGCUGACCAUUGUGCCGCUGGAGGAGGACGACGAGCGGAGCUUCGUUUGCAAAGCCACUUUGGUGAUGGAGGGACUUCAUGGAGAAGAUGCCCAGCGCUGCAUCAGCAGCAGCUUUCCUUUAAGUGUGCCCUUGCCACCUAAGAACACCUCCAUCUUCGUUUCACCCAGCCACAUCCUCAAGGAAGGGGACAUGCUGACCAUCACCUGCGCCACCCGCAGCAACCCAAAGGCGGCCAUCAGCCUGUGGAGAAAACCAGAAAGUGGAGGUCGAGAGCCACUGGUGGCCAAAGCAGCUUCUUAUACACUAGAAAGUGUCCAGAUGGAAGACGCGGGGGUCUACGAGUGCGAAGCCGUCAACAGAUUUGGCAAUGGCACCGCUGACAUCAAGAUUUCUGUUCAAGUCCCACCCAGAAACACGACGAUUCUGGUUCUUCCGUCCGCCGAGGUGGAGGAAGGAGAGAACAUCACCAUCUCCUGCCACACCAUUGGCUACCCACGGCCAACGAUGACCUUGAAGAAGAUGGGGAACAGCGCCUCCUACUGCUCCAGCAACGGCACCUUUGAGCUGUACUUCCUCACGGAGGACGACACCGGGCUGUACGAGCUGAACAUCACCAAUGACGUGGGGUACGAGGUCCAGACGUUCAACAUCACAGUCGAGCCCAGAGUCGAAGGACAGAAAAGCCCACCUUACCGAGCCGAAAUCCUCGUCCCUGUCAUCUGUGUGUCUGCACUCGUCUCCAUCGCACUCGGAGUUUUGUAUCCGCUGCUGAAGUCGAGGCUCACGGGGGGCUAUCAGCCCACCUUAAGUGGCCCACAGGCCAUCUAGAGGGGACGCUGCCAGCGAGCCCACAACCCCGGCGUUUUCUGUUGGACCAUUAAGGCCUUCCUGUGGGGUUCUGCUCUGGGCAAGUGGCGGUCAUCUUAAAAGGACUUCUGCAGGGUCGGCCCGGAGCCAUAAAAAGAAAACCAUAAAAUAAACCUGGCAGCUCGGCCCCCUUUUGUCCAUUGUGUAAAGACUGGAAGAAACGCCGCGCCACAGGGUGCCACUCGACGCGGGCUCAGCCUUUGUGAAUCAGUAUUGUCAGCAAAGCGGGCACAAUAAAGACACCAUUGAAGGGGGUGGCACAGGGCGGCCAGAUGGCACCAGAGCACCCAGCAACGUGGCGCAGCUUGUCUUCCGAGGACGCCUGCCAUGUAAGUGGCGAGGAGUCUGUGAGAAGGGGACGAGGACAGCAGAAGGUCGGCGGAGCCUCGUUAAGUCAUCUCUAAAGAGCCCAAAGGGAAAGAAGAGAAAUGGAGGACUGCGGACGUCUC
Erpetoichthys calabaricus (reedfish) is the source of this 4306-nucleotide messenger RNA. RefSeq names its product vascular cell adhesion molecule 1b (gene vcam1b). Gene Ontology annotation, biological process: cell-cell adhesion. Gene Ontology annotation, cellular component: membrane. Bases 129 to 3818 code for a protein of 1229 amino acids. Gene Ontology annotation, molecular function: integrin binding. The record is from RefSeq and is a predicted model, not a curated record. The transcript has 14 exons. NCBI's taxonomy places the organism in Eukaryota, Metazoa, Chordata, Cladistia, Polypteriformes, Polypteridae.